Messenger RNA from Chironomus riparius, 762 nucleotides. NCBI's taxonomy places the organism in Eukaryota, Metazoa, Arthropoda, Insecta, Diptera, Chironomidae. The record is from the annotation of a GenBank genome assembly.
CACAAUAAGCACGACCCGAGCCGAAAUAAUAAAUAAUUCUCAGAUACAUUUUGGAAGUCAAUCAGUUCACAAUGAAGUCAAUUUUUGUUAUGUUGGGAAUUGUUUUAAUUGUUUUAACUGUCAAGUCAGUUGAAAUAAGCGGACAUGGACAUGAAAGUCACAGUAAUCAGUGCACUGACUGCAAAAAAGAAGAUAAUAUCUUUAUGGGCGAUCAUAAUGAUGUUAAUAAAUACCACGAAGAUGAUAAACAUAUAGAACAUCAUGCACACAACAGGGAUUUUGUGGAAAAUCAUGGUCACGGACCUCACAAUCAAGAUUUUGUAGAAAAUCACAAACACCGUAAUCGAGGACAUGGACAUCACUAGGUUUGGAGUCAAGGUCAUAAUAUAUUGAGUAUUUUUUUAAUAAUUAAUAUAUUUAAUUUCAAAAAUGUUGACAGGAAAUAAAACUUACAAAAGUUUCUUUGUAUUCAUUCCUUAGACUUUCCUUUCUGCUUAUUUUGAUUGUUCUGAUUCUGUCCACCGUACUUGGCUUUGUUAUGGAACUUUUUGGGAUUAAUUCCAAAAGCUUUCAACCGUUCAUCAGCGAUUCCAUUUGUUGACUGAUUAUUUUGCUUCCAGUUUUGCUUGCUGUCGAAUUUCCUCUUCUUGAAGUUGUUUUUCUGUGGCUGAGUGCCUUCGAAUUUUCGUUUCUUAUUAUUUUGGUGAUUUCUGGAUGUUAAAAGGGUCAUUAUUUUGGGAAUUUCCGUACUUGUUGUUGGUU